UUUGUGUGUAUGACACUGACUGGAUUCAAACAAAGGAUCCACUUGUGAGCAGCCACAGUUGUCCGAAUGCAAUCGCCACGACUUGUUUUCAUGCAGCUAGUACAACAGAAAACCAACACAUCAUACCAAGUGUGCACGCUUUUUGGCAUACCAAAAGCCGAUAACGUUGCACCCAGCCCUCCUUUACUUCUGCUACAGCUUUUUCUGUUUCUGUUGUUGUUUCUGCAACAACAAUCCAACAAUCACAUUCAUCACAUUCAGUCGUUGUAUAUUUUUAUAUAUUUAUUUCAUUUCAUUUCUGUGUUGUUAUCGCGUAAUUACAAACGUUGCCAUUCUCUCUCUCCAUGAUCAAUAAUUGAUCCAUCUUUGCGUGCUUGUCAUCAUCAUCAUCAUCAUCAUCAAACACCAAUUUCCAUAUUUCACCCAAUCCGCUACUAGACAAUCCCAAAUCACAUCCUUUAUAAUCCAUCGAUUGCUCUCUUUCAGUAUUUCAUCCCAUCACACCAAACCAAAUAAAAUCAAAUCAAGUCAAGUCAAAUCAAUUUGAAUCAAACUCGAAUCGAAUUGACAAUCUGCUGUCAUUCGAUUCACUUUCGAUACUUACUACUGUGGUCAACAGCACCAUGUCACCAGCUCGUACUGAAACGUACAACAACAACAACAACAAUAACCAACCUCCCAUGGAAUCCGAUUUCAAGUACCUGGCAGUCGAUCGCACGGUCGUUUCCGAUCCAACCAAGACUGCAGAAUGGGCGGCCAAACGAUUAGUGUGGGUGCCGCACGAAACGCUUGGUUUUGUCGCCGCAAGCAUCAAACUGGAACGAGGCGACGAAUACGAGGUCGAAAUGGUCGAGUCAAACAAGAAAUGCGUCGUCAACAAGGAUGACGUCCAAAAGAUGAAUCCACCGCGUUUCAACAAGGUGGAGGACAUGGCCGAAUUGACCUGUCUGAACGAAGCAUCAGUUUUGCACAACCUCAAAGACCGUUACUAUUCCAGUCUCAUUUACACAUAUUCGGGCUUAUUCUGCGUGGUGGUCAAUCCGUACAAGAAGCUGCCAAUCUACACGGAUAAAAUCAUUGAACACUACAAAGGCAAAAAACGCCAUGAAGUUCCACCGCACAUAUUUGCCGUCACCGAUGGUGCAUAUCGUAGCAUGUUACAAGAUCGCGAGGACCAAUCUAUUCUGUGCACCGGUGAAAGUGGCGCUGGAAAAACGGAAAACACAAAAAAGGUGAUUCAAUAUCUGGCCUAUGUGGCCUCGUCAAAACCGCGUAGUGGAUCUUUAUCACUGCAUACUGGCGAACUGGAACAACAACUACUGCAAGCCAACCCGAUUCUAGAAGCGUUCGGCAAUGCCAAAACAGUCAAAAACGACAAUUCAUCUCGAUUCGGUAAAUUCAUUCGCAUCAACUUUGAUGCAUCAGGAUUCAUAGCCGGUGCCAACAUUGAAACCUAUUUGCUGGAAAAGUCACGAACCAUCCGCCAAGCGGUGGACGAACGCAGUUUUCACAUCUUUUACCAAUUGCUUAAUGGAACGUUACCAGAACAAAGACAGGAAUUCCUGCUUGAAGACGUCAAAAACUAUGCAUUCCUAACGCAUGGAGCUGUACCGGUGCCCGGUGUCGACGAAGCAAUCGAAUUCAAAAACACCGUACAGGCCAUGCAGAUCAUGGGCCUCAAUGCCGAAGAACUAAGUGCCAUUUUUCGCGUCGUUUCGGCUGUCAUGCUGUUUGGCAACAUGAAGUUCAAACAAGAACGCAACUCUGACCAGGCCACUCUUCCGGACAACACGGUCGCCCAAAAGGUCAGCCAUCUGCUUGGCCUCAACGUUUCCGAAAUGAUCAAGGCAUUCUUGCGACCACGGCUCAAAGUGGGCCGCGAUUACGUGACCAAAGCUCAGACUAAAGAACAGGUAGAAUCGUCGGUCGAAGCUAUAGCCAAAGCUUGCUACGAACGAAUGUUCAAGUGGCUUGUCCACCGAAUCAAUCGCUCUCUGGACCGCACGAAACGACAAGGUGCCUCGUUUAUCGGCAUUCUCGACAUUGCCGGCUUUGAAAUUUUCGAGCUCAACUCUUUCGAACAAUUGUGCAUCAACUACACGAACGAAAAACUGCAACAGCUUUUCAACCACACCAUGUUUGUGCUCGAACAAGAAGAAUACCAACGGGAAGGCAUCGAGUGGAAAUUUAUCGACUUUGGCCUCGACCUCCAACCCACCAUCGAUUUGAUCGAAAAGCCCAUGGGCAUACUGGCAUUGUUGGACGAGGAAUGUUGGUUCCCGAAAGCCACCGACAAAACGUUUGUCGACAAACUCAUUACCUCACACAACAGCCAUCCCAAGUUUGUUCAGACGGAUUUUCGCGCCAACGCUGAUUUCAGCAUCAAACAUUACGCCGGAAAGGUCGACUAUCUAGCAUCACAAUGGCUCAUGAAAAACAUGGACCCGUUGAACGAAAACGUCGUCCAAUUGCUGCAACAAUCAUCCGAUCCGUUUGUCAUCCAAAUCUGGAAAGACGCCGAAAUCGUUGGCAUUGGCGUGGCCACCUUGAGCGGCGACACUCAAUUUGGAGCACGUACUCGUAAAGGCAUGUUCAGAACAGUGUCCCAGUUGUACAAAGACCAACUGGCCAAACUGAUGACCACGUUGCGUAACACAAACCCCAACUUUGUCCGAUGCAUCAUUCCGAACCACGAGAAAAAGGCAGGCAAAAUCGAUGCUCCACUUGUGCUCGAUCAACUUCGUUGCAACGGCGUGCUGGAAGGCAUCCGAAUCUGUCGACAAGGCUUUCCGAACCGGAUCCAGUUCCAGGAAUUCAAACAACGAUACGAACUGCUCACGCCGAACGCCAUUCCAAAAGGCUUCAUGGACGGCAAGCUUGCCUGCGAAAAAAUGAUUGUCGCUUUGGACUUGGAUCCAAAUCUCUAUCGAAUCGGCCAGUCCAAGAUAUUCUUCCGUGCCGGUGUGCUCGCUCAACUCGAAGAAGAACGUGACAUGAAAAUAUCCGACUUGGUCGUCAAUUUCCAGGCCUGGUGUCGUGGCCUUAUCGCUCGUCGUAACUACCACAAACGACUACAACAGUUGAAUGCGAUUCGCGUCAUCCAACGUAAUUGUGCUGCAUAUCUUAAACUUCGUAACUGGGCAUGGUGGCGUCUCUACACCAAAGUGAAACCGCUGCUCGAAGUGACCAAACACGAGGACAAGUUGCUCGAAAAGGAAGACGAGAUUCGCCAGGUGAAAGACAAAUUGAACAAAUCACAACAGGAACUGGUCGAAUUGGACAAAAAGUAUCAACAAUUGGUCACCGAAAAGAACGAUUUGUCUGCCGCUUUGCAAGCAGAAACCGAACUGUGCAACGAAGCCGAAGAAGCUCGAGUACGAUUGACGGUCAGAAAACAGGAACUGGAAGAAAUCAUCAUCGAACUGGAAACCAGAAUCGACGAGGAAGAAGAACAGUUCCAGGCGCUGAGCAACGACAAAAAGAAACUGCAAUCGCUCAUCCAGGACCUGGAAGAACAACUGGAAGAGGAAGAAUCGUCGCGACAAAAACUGCAGAUUGAAAAACUGGCCCUAGAAACAAAGGUGAAAAAACUGCAAGAAGAAGCGGCCAUAUCGGAGGAUUCGCACGGUAAACUGGCCAAAGAAAAGAAACUGCUCGAUGAUCGACUCGCAGAAUUGAUGAAAACGGUGGGCGAAGAAGAAGAAAAAUCAAAACAUCUUGCCAAGCUCAAGCUGAAAUACGAAAGCUCAAUCACCGAACUAGAGGACAAGCUCAAAAAAGAACAAGAGCAUAAAUACGAAUUGGAACGUGUCCGACGCCGUCUGGAAGCCGAACUCGGCGACACAAAGGAACAGUUGAGCGAGAAAAACAGCCAACUCGAAGAUGUGCAGACACAGAUUGGCAAAAAAGAGGCCGACCUCAGUCAGGCAUUGUCUCGGUGUGACCAAGAAUCAGCAUCUCGUAGCCAAAUACAAAAACAACUUCGAGAACUGGAGUCGACGUUGGCCGAAAUCCAAGAAGAUCUCGAAACAGAACGACAGGCACGAGCAAAGGCGGAAAAACAGAAACGUGACCUGAAUGAGGAGCUCGAAGCACUUAAAAACGAGCUGAUGGAUUCGUUGGACGUGACGGCCGCUCAACAGGAUCUGACGCAGAAGCGUGAACACGAACUUGAACGGCUCAGACGAAGUCUGGAAGAAGAAUCGCAACAGCACGAAAGCCAGAUUCAGGAUCUUCGCCAAAAGUACAUCAAAACGAUCGAAGAACUGAACGAAAGCAUCGACAAUCUGCGUAAAACAAAAACGACGCUCGAAAAGACAAAAACCAACCUCGAAGCCGAAAACGCCGAGAUGACUCAGGAAAUUGCCAACAUCAAUCAGGCCAAACAGGAAAGCGAACGACGACGCAAACAGGUCGAAUCGCAGGUUUCCGAACUGACCACACGUCUCAACGAGAUUGAAUCGCAGAAAGGCGAACUGGCCGAAAAGUUUACCAAAUUGCAACAGGAACUGGAAGUGGCGCUGUCCCAGCUCGAGGAAGCCGACCGUCGUGCCAGCCAAGCCAUCAAAAACAGCAACACGUUGAACGUGCAAUUGGCCGAGCUUCAGGAACUGCUGCAGGAGGAAACGAAACAGAAAUUGUCGUUGAAUUCAAAACUGCGCCAAGUCGAAGGCGAACGAGACGCCGUCAUCGAACAGCUCGAGGAAGAGGAAAAGGCCAAAAAAUCGCUGGAAGCCAAAUUGACACAGCUUACGGCCACGUUUGCCGACGCCAAGAAAAAGAAUGAAGAGGACGCCGAGUUGCUCGUUCUGUCCGAGGAGAAUCGCAAAAAAGCCGUCAAAGAGUUUGAAAUUGUUGGCCAUCAGCUCAAAGAAGCAGUGGCCACCAUCGACAAAUUGGAACGAUCCAAGAAGAAGCUACAAUCCGAAGUGGACGAUCUGAAUAUUGAACUGGAGAACCAACGGUCCAAAGUGUGUGAAUUGGAAAAGAAACAGAAAAUUCGAUGCCAUGAUCCAGGAAGAGAAAGAGUUGUCGGCCAAAAUCGCCAACGAACGUGACCAGGCUGAACGCGAGUCCCGCGAAAAGGAGACCAAGAUCUUGUCGUUGCAACGGCAACUCGAAGACCGCGACAAUCUGUAUGUGGAAAAU
Messenger RNA from Dermatophagoides farinae (American house dust mite), 5148 nucleotides. RefSeq names its product myosin heavy chain 10 (gene zip). Lineage: Eukaryota; Metazoa; Arthropoda; Arachnida; Sarcoptiformes; Pyroglyphidae. Gene Ontology annotation, molecular function: ATP binding; actin filament binding; microfilament motor activity. The record is from RefSeq and is a predicted model, not a curated record. Gene Ontology annotation, cellular component: actin cytoskeleton; myosin complex; cytoplasm. Gene Ontology annotation, biological process: actin filament organization.